AUGUGUAACCCGGUCAACGAAGAGCUCUUCAAGCAGGUGGUCAAGGAAUACAAAGACCAAGGCUAUACCCGCAUGGCGGUCUUGGUUUCCAAAGCCAACAUCGACAAUAUCCAAGGCAGGGUUCUUCUCCAGACCCUCCCUUCCAACGCCUACGAUACCCGGAAAACUCUGGAGAACGCUCGAGCCUAUGCCAAAGAGGUUGAGAGUGUCGGGGUCUCGAAGGAUCGUUUCUGCAUCAAUAUUCCCUGCACUGAGGGCAUUCGCACCCUUGGGACUAUCCUUUUCAGUGUUCACCAAGUCAUUGCCGCAAGCCAGGCUGGAUGUCUGUACAUCAGCCCCUACUAUAACGAGGUUCGUGCACACAACGAACAAGAGCGUGGGCCCAAAUCAGAUGACCCAGCGCUGCUGCACCCGAUGUCGCCUCGUCUGGUUCAGAUCUUCGAGAUGUACAAGCGCCUUUACAAGGAGACCGGCAAGGAGCAGCCUUUCGGAGCAGCCUUUCCUCAAGAAUGCCAGCUUCAUCUCUCCACAGGAAGCAAUGGCAGCUGGCGAGCUGGGCUGCCAAUCGGCGACUAUUUCUCACCAAGUGCUCACCAACUAGCGAACCUUCCGUACGACGGAGCCAAGCAACCAGGCGAGGGCGUCCCCAAGCCCGAACACCCGUACCGGAAUGCAGCACCGACCCCAGAGCGACUGAAGAAGAUUGCACAGACAGACCCUCUGAUUGGUUCGAACUGGGGUGGAAAGCUGUCGAGAAUUGACAUCGACUACCUGGCCAAUGGAGGUGUGGAGCUGGAUAAGGCGAAUGAGGCAGACCCUGAAACUAAGAAGAGAUUGCGUGAAGCCUUGAGGUUUGUUUGUCGCUGCUGA
Messenger RNA from Penicillium cinerascens, 870 nucleotides. RefSeq lists its product as uncharacterized. The record is from RefSeq and is a predicted model, not a curated record. Gene Ontology annotation, molecular function: transaldolase activity. Gene Ontology annotation, biological process: pentose-phosphate shunt, non-oxidative branch; carbohydrate metabolic process. Lineage: Eukaryota; Fungi; Ascomycota; Eurotiomycetes; Eurotiales; Aspergillaceae. Gene Ontology annotation, cellular component: intracellular anatomical structure. The coding region runs from base 1 to 870 and encodes 289 amino acids. The transcript has 4 exons.